Molecule: messenger RNA, 3729 nt
Organism: Pygocentrus nattereri (red-bellied piranha)
Lineage: Eukaryota; Metazoa; Chordata; Actinopteri; Characiformes; Serrasalmidae
Gene: lims1
Product: LIM and senescent cell antigen-like domains 1
Exons: 10
Coding region: 313-1323 (336 amino acids)
Biological process (GO): positive regulation of substrate adhesion-dependent cell spreading; positive regulation of integrin-mediated signaling pathway; cell-cell junction organization
Cellular component (GO): cell-cell junction; cytoplasm; focal adhesion
Source: RefSeq, a predicted model, not a curated record
UCGGGUAAAAGCACCCCUAUAACUAAGCAAAGCCUUUUAAACCCCCUUUUGACUGAACUGAAUACAAAGUGUUUUGUUUUUCCGUGCUUUGGUGGACUGAGCAACUGACUUCUUACCAUAAAAGUCCGUGUUGAAGAUGUAGGCGGAAUUUGUCGACACUCCCCUGGCCGCAGGAAGGGCGUCUUCACUGCGAGUCCAGCGAAGAAAAGUGGAGGCUAACGCUGCUUUCCCCAUUUUUGAACCCCUUAAUGUAAAAUUAGCGUAAAGCUGUUGACUCUCCAUACACUUUCUGGAUUAGCUGUCUAGUAGGGGAUGCUGGGUGUGGCAGACAUGACGGGCAGCAAUAUGGCCAAUGCCCUGGCAAAUGCCGCAUGUGAACGUUGCAAAAGCGGCUUUGCCCCGGCAGAGAAGAUCGUCAAUAGUAAUGGCGAGUUAUAUCAUGAGCAGUGCUUCGUGUGUGCCCAGUGCUUCCAGCAGUUUCCUGAAGGACUCUUCUAUGAGUUUGAAGGGAGGAAGUACUGUGAGCAUGACUUCCAAAUGUUGUUUGCCCCCUGCUGUCACCAGUGUGGAGAGUUCAUAAUUGGCCGUGUGAUAAAAGCCAUGAAUAACAGCUGGCACCCUGACUGCUUCUGCUGUGACAUUUGUCAGGCUGUGCUGGCUGAUGUUGGAUUUGUCAAAAAUGCUGGCCGUCACCUGUGUCGUCCAUGUCAUAAUCGGGAGAAGGCUCGUGGUCUGGGGAAGUACAUUUGUCAGAAAUGCCAUGCUAUCAUUGAAGAGCAGCCUCUCAUCUUCAAGAAUGACCCAUACCAUCCAGAUCACUUCAACUGCAGCAACUGCGGUAAGGAGUUGACUGCUGAUGCUCGAGAGCUUAAAGGAGAGCUUUACUGCCUUCCAUGCCAUGAUAAAAUGGGUGUGCCCAUCUGUGGAGCCUGCAGAAGGCCUAUCGAAGGCCGCGUGGUGAACGCCAUGGGCAAGCAGUGGCAUGUUGAGCAUUUUGUGUGUGCUAAAUGUGAGAAACCUUUCUUGGGUCAUCGCCAUUAUGAGAGGAAAGGUUUGGCAUACUGCGAGACUCACUACAACCAGCUUUUUGGUGAUGUCUGCUACCACUGCAACCGUGUGAUUGAAGGCGAUGUUGUGUCUGCUCUGAACAAGGCCUGGUGUGUCAACUGCUUCUCCUGUUCCACCUGCAACACCAAGCUCACACUGAAAAACAAGUUUGUGGAGUUCGACAUGAAGCCUGUUUGUAAGAAGUGCUACGAGAAAUUUCCUUUGGAGCUGAAGAAGAGACUGAAGAAGCUGGCUGAAACCGUCAGCCGCAAGUAAAUGUCCGCAACGACAGGGCUCAUUGGAGACUUGUACUGAAAUUUGUGGUGCUUAAUAGUCUAUGCAUUUCCAUGAUGGGAGCCAAACUCCAGCCUUAAUUCUCUCCAACGUUACUACUCAGUUGGUUAUUAUUAUUAUUUUUUGCUUUAAAUUGCUUAGUGUCCUCUGUCAGAUUGGAGAGAGCCCAAUAUGACCAUGAAAAGAUGAAGAAAAAAAAUCCACUUCUUGAUCAACUUUGCAGAUUGAUGCAGGACCUUUGAAUUCUUGUGCUUUUUCACUUUAUUCAGUAUGUAUUCAGUAUAUGCAAAAUGAAAAACUAUAGCUAGAGGCUUCACAGUAAUCAGUAUGUGACAUGUACUGUCAUAUGUACUUUCCAUACCAUAAGGUCAGGGUUGUUUGAAUUGCCUUUCUAAGGCAAUACAGUGUUACUGUAGUUUAAUGUACUUUUUGUUUAAAUCAUAUUUCAGAAUGGUGCAUUAAAUAUGUGCACAAUGUUUUGUGGGAGGAACAGGUCACGUGUUAAAGGAAAAAAAGGCAUGUGGGGACAUCUUACGCAGACAUAUAUCUACUGCUAAUGUAAACUCCUGCUAUUAUACCACUCUCUUAUUACCCAUCACUGUGCUAAUAUGAUCAUGCCUUAUUCACUAAUAUAAGAUGAUUUUUUUAUUAAACUAUAUUAGACUGUAAUAGUUAAACUGUUCAAAAUGCCUAAGAAUGUUGAUUGUCUUACAGCAGUGGUUUCGUCUUCAGUGCUGGGGACCCAUUACACUGCAUGGUUUCAGCAAUUACCAGCCCCAAAAUACCUUAUUUUACGACGGUGGUUCUCUGCCUUCUUUGUUAACCAAAGUUUAAGUACUCAAGAUAUGAUUAAUCCUCAUGCACAUGCAAAUGGUUGCAUGGCACUUGUACUCAACACCCAGUCCUGUGACACAAUUAGGAGUUUGUUGGCUUUGAAUUCUCUAUCCAUCAUUAUUUAUAUAAGCUUGCUGCAGCCCUCAUUUCCAGUGCAGUCGAGUGUCUCGGCAAGAAAGCAUCCAAAUCAAAGCAGGUUAAGACGCUUAUUUGUAUUACAAUACCCAGUGACAAAUAAAACAAUAAGACAAAAAAAAAAUGAAACAGGCCUUGAAAUAAAAUGCAAGAACAUAAAAGUUAAUGGAACAAGUAAGCAAUGAGGAAGAAAAUAAAACAAGUGAAAACAAACUAAGAUGAUGAACUAAGACUAUUACAAACAAAAAUAGCAUAUUUUUCAAAGAAGGAGUAUGUAAUAUUGGAGUAAUAAUUGUUUUAUAUUCCUGUUAUCCAUGUUUCAACCACUGGAAAUAUGUGAAUCUUGAUGAGAUUAGAUGGAUCUGGAGCUCAUCAGCCAAGUAUCAAUGUCUUCAUGAGCUGCAUCAGGUGUGGUGGAGCAGUGAAUACCUGAAACCUGUGCAGAACAAGUGGUCCAGUGGGACUGGAGUUAAAAACCAUUGCCUUAUGGCACGGCUCUAAUCACCUUGUUUAACUCCAUGCUGAACAUUAUUAUUGUUAAUCAGUCAAAGAGCUUUGCUUUAAAAUAUAUACAUAUGUGUUAGUUAUACUUUUUUUUUUUUAAUCAUAAUUGAAUGUUUUUAUUGCCAAAUGUAACACUGCUGUUGAGGUAUAAUAAUGCAAGAGUAUUAGCUUCUUUUAAAAAGUGUUUAUGUGCAGCAGAAAAUCAUAUUUUUCUUUUCAACAUUACUCACACUUACAAUGCUUUCUGUAGUUAUGUGUCUAUUUUAUAUAAAUUACUUGUUUUUAGAUUUGCUUCACUGGCUGCAUUUCAGCUAUCAGAACUGGGGACCAAGAGCUGUCAGACAGUGUGUCUGCUGAUCUAUGUACUUGCAGUGGUGUUUGUUUUUUAUGAAGGUUUUAAGUUUUUAAACCUAUCUUCACUUUCAGAAAAAAAUAUAUAAAUAUGUAAUUGGACAGGGAGCAUUUGUAUUAUUGGAGUAUCUACAUUUUAUUUUUUUUCCACAUAUGUAUAACCUUCUACAUCUGAAUGUUAUAUUUCUGUGUAAUGCUAAACUGUAGUUGUAGUCUUAAUUUUUGCAUUAAGUAAAUGUUUGUAUCAGGUAUCGGCACUGGAAAAAUAUUGAAUAUUGGAUACAGUUCCCAUAUGAGUGCGUCCCUACAAUUGAUUCCCAGUUCUGACAAAACUUGGCAAAGAAAAACAUUAAACCACUGCAAUUCAGAUUAGUUUUCCUCUGUUCACCUCUAGUGUCAACAUCAUUAGAUGUGGUCAUGUAGUGGGAUCAAAUGAAUGCUUGUGUUUUGCAUGUUGUUGAUGGUGAAUGCUGAAGUUCUUGCUUGUUGUAUCCAAUUUGACCACAUCAACGCAAUGCUGUCCAGUGCUUCAAAUAAUAUGCAAAUAAAAUAAGUAUCAUCUCA